GUCGAACCAUUCCACUUGCUAAAUCGGCACACUGACAUAAACCGGUUUGACAACCUUGAUUGAGAUGCAUGGAAGUAGAGAUUCGCGGAUCGCGGCUUUCUCGAGGAUUGAUUUGUUGCUUGGCUAGCAAGGGAUACGUAGCAAUCUUACAGGUUAGCACAGGAAGCAUCAUUCCCCUUUUCCUUCCUUCUCCCAUUGUUUGAGUUUUGGGUCGUUUGUAAUAAGAGUCCAUGGGCCUUUAAAAUACUGAAAUCGGGCCUAAAACCGGAAAGGAAGGCGAGUCCGUAGGAUGUGGGUUAGGCCUUUGAGCUUGGUCCGGCCCAUUCGAAUAUUUGAAUUUGUUAGUUGAAGACAGUAGUAGUACGAACUUGCCGUCUUUAAGAUUUGGAAGCUUGACUUGUGGAUAUUUGAAGGACACAUCAUGUUUUUCCUCCAAACUGUUGUGAUAUUAGUAUGAUUGAAAGUAAAUAUGACGAGGAAUUGAUCAAUUAAUUUCCAUGGUUUUCUCUCUCUCUCUCUCUCAGUAGUACUGUAACAAACCAACUGCAAAAAGGAGAGUAAAAAAAAAAAAGUGUAUAAAUUGUGAACCUGGGAAGCAGAAGAAGUAUAAAUCUCACAAAAAAGUUCUGCUGCAAACCAGUAUCAAAAGAAGCAAGCAAGCAGCAACCCUUCCUCGUCCCAAGGAGGAAGAAGAAGACACAGAGAAUCACACUCUCCAAUGUAACUCAUGACGCCUUCCCUUCCCCUCCCUCCAUUGAUGACCUCUCUCUCUCUCUCUCUCUCUCUCUCUCUAUCUGUGAGACUGUGAUAUCAGCAGCUUCAGUUUGUUCAAUUUUUAAUACAAAAAAUUUCCUAGCUUUCGAUUCCAUCAUGUAUGUAGAGUUGUAGACUGUUAGCCGUAGUUGCCAAUCUCAAAAGUAGCUUUCUUUAACUUUAUUUUCCAGGACUUGGGUUGUUGUGAGUUCAUCAAUGCUGCUCUGUUCCAUUACCUAAGCUCCUCCCUUUCUCUACUCUGUUUCACUCUGUUCUCUUACUUGGGUUCUCUGUUUUUCAGCGAGGCGAGGUUAGCUAGAUCUACAUUUCUGGCAGAAAUGGGAAGACAAUGGUUUUCUACUUGCUGCAUACUUCUUCUUCUAGCACUAGUAUCCUGCAACAGCUCAUUUGCAACAGCAGCAGCAACCGGGUCAAAACCUCUUCACUUGAAGUACAAAGACCCAAAGCAGCCCGUUGGAGCCAGAAUCAAAGACCUGGUCAAGCGAAUGACCCUGGAAGAGAAAAUCGGCCAGAUGGUCCAGAUUGAUCUCACCGUCGCUUCCUCUGAUGUCAUGAAGAACUACUACCUUGGGAGUGUGCUGAGCGGUGGUGGCAGCGUUCCAUCUCCAAAGGCAUCGGCUGCAGCCUGGGUCAAUACGGUGAAUGGACUCCAGAAGGGAGCUCUGUCAACCCGCCUAGGAAUCCCCAUGAUUUAUGGGAUUGAUGCUGUUCACGGCCACAACAAUGUCUACAACGCCACCAUUUUCCCUCACAAUGUUGGACUCGGCGUCACAAGGGAUCCCCAGCUCAUAAAAAAGAUUGGAGCUGCAACUGCCAAGGAAGUCAGAGCAACUGGGAUACCAUAUGCUUUUGCUCCAUGCAUUGCUGUUUGCAGAGAUCCGAGAUGGGGUCGGUGCUACGAGAGCUACAGUGAGGAUCACACCAUUGUUCAAAAGAUGACAGAGAUCAUACCCGGUCUACAAGGAGAUCUCCCUGCAAAUUCCAGAAAGGGUGUCCCCUUUGUUGACAAUGGAGGGACCAAGGUUGCAGCUUGUGCCAAGCAUUACAUGGGGGACGGUGGCACGACCAAGGGGAUCAACGAGAACAACACAGUUAUCUCCAUGAAUGGACUGAUGAGCAUCCACAUGCCAGCGUAUCUGAACUCCAUCAGCAAAGGUGUGGCCACGAUCAUGGUUUCGUACUCGAGCUGGAACGGGAAGAAGAUGCAUGCGAAUCGCGAGCUCGUCACAGGGUUCCUCAAGGACAAGCUCAAGUUCAGGGGAUUUGUGAUUUCGGACUGGCAGGGAAUCGACAGGAUCACUUCUCCACCGCAUGCCAAUUACAGCUCUUCCAUUACAGCAGGAGUUGGCGCUGGAAUUGACAUGAUCAUGGUUGCCUACAACUAUACAGAGUUGAUUAACGAUAUGAUCUACCAAGUGAAGAACAGGAUCAUUCCUGUAAGCAGGAUUGAUGAUGCUGUGAAGAGGAUCCUGAGAGUCAAGUUCGUCAUGGGACUGUUUGAGAAGCCACUGGCUGAUCUCAGUAUGGUCAAUGAGCUUGGGAAACAGGAGCACAGAGAUUUAGCUAGAGAAGCUGUGAGGAAGUCACUUGUGUUGUUGAAGAAUGGCAAAUCUGCUGAUAAGCCGUUGUUGCCCCUUCCUAAGAGAGCAGCCAAGAUUCUUGUGGCAGGAAGCCAUGCUGAUAAUUUGGGUAACCAAUGUGGAGGAUGGACCAUCACAUGGCAAGGCCAAACUGGAAAUGAUCUGACAUCUGGGACCACGAUCCUCAAAGCAGUGAAGAGCGCGGUUGCUCCCUCCACUCAAGUCGUCUACAGCGAGCAACCAGACGCCAGUUUCGUCAAGUCCAGCAAGUUCUCCUACGCCAUCGUGGUCGUUGGCGAGCCACCAUACGCCGAGACUCAGGGUGACAGCUUGAACCUGACAAUUCCAGCAGCUGGCCUGAGCACAAUCAACAAUGUCUGUGGCUCCAUCAAGUGCGUCGUAGUGUUGAUCUCAGGACGGCCAUUAGUGAUCGAGCCGUACCUCGCCAAGAUCGACGCUCUCGUCGCAGCCUGGCUUCCUGGGACUGAAGGGCAAGGCGUUACCGACGUUCUGUUCGGCGACUAUGGGUUCACUGGAAAGCUGGCCAGAAAUUGGUUCAGGUCAGUCAGUCAGCUUCCAAUGAACGUGGGUGAUGCACAUUACGACCCUCUGUUUCCAUUUGGAUUCGGGCUGACCACUGAGCCGAUCAAGAGUUAGAAAGCUUUUCCUGGCCUAGUUUGAGGCAUCAUCUAAAAGAGUCGUGAAUGAGGAAAUGCAUGUGAUCAUGGAAUAGGGAUUUAUAGGAAGGUGAAGGUAAUUGAGAUCCCAUUUGUUUCCAGAUUGUGGGAGGCAGAGCACCAUGAACAGUCGUCGAGUGAAAAGGGAUGGAUUAGACACUGAAGUCCCUCCUUUCACCAAUUUGAAAGGGUUGAAGCUUUUGUUGAUCCAUUGGAAUAACUAUUUAUGGUUCAGAGAAAUGAUAUUAAUCGAUAAUAAUCCAAUCAUGUGCCGUUAUAAUUAGGCUUCUCAAUGGAUGUCGAAAUACGGUUUGCAAAAACGUACCGGCAGUUCGAUCGAAAAUAUUGUUUAGCGAAGCUCAAAUCGGUAUAAGAUUUUACUAGUACGAUGGUUCAACCACGAGUACUAGAAACCAUCUUCCCAUUUGAAACAUUGAUGUGGCUACAAAGAAUUUUCGGCCUUGAACGGAAUUCCAAUCCACAAGACCAAAUAAAGAACAUUCUUUCCC
Molecule: messenger RNA, 3540 nt
Organism: Linum trigynum
Lineage: Eukaryota; Viridiplantae; Streptophyta; Magnoliopsida; Malpighiales; Linaceae
Source: the annotation of a GenBank genome assembly